AUGUCUGCUCACCGCUACUUUGACGAUGUCAAUGGAUUUGGAUCGCUUUUCACCGAGCUGUGCCGCCUUGGCGUGAAGAAAUUGCUUAACAUCAUCAGUGGCGAAGUGCAAUCCUACUGGGAGCAACCCUUUGCGCAGCCUUACUUCGACAAUAGCACAAAGCGGGAGGUCACCGCCACCGUGGGCCAAUCCGCAUUACUGCACUGCAGAGUCCGGAAUCUGGGCGACCGAGCGGUGUCCUGGAUACGCAAACGUGACUUACAUAUCCUCACCGUGGGCAUUCUCACCUACACCAACGACCAGCGCUUCCAGUCGCUUCACACCGAGGGCAGCGACGAGUGGACGUUGCGCAUCACCUCACCCCAGCCCCGGGAUUCCGGCACCUACGAGUGUCAGGUAUCGACGGAGCCAAAAAUUUCCCAAGCCUUCCGACUGAACGUAGUGGUUUCGAAGGCAAAAAUACUCGGCAACUCGGAGCUAUUUAUCAAAAGCGGAAGCGAUAUCAAUCUAACAUGUGUUGCACUGCAGUCACCGGCGCCACCAUCGUUCAUCUACUGGUACAAGGGCGGCCGGGUCGUUAAUUACUCGCAGCGCGGUGGCAUCAGCGUCCUGACGGAGCGACAAACCAAGACCAGUAAAUUAGUGAUUGCACGCGCCAUGCCGUCGGACUCCGGCAACUACACCUGUUCGCCGAGCAGCUCCGAUUCCGCCAGUGUUGUGGUGCACGUCAUCAACGGUGAGCAGCCAGCCGCAAUGCAGCACGGCAAUAGCAGCGCUAAUAGCGUUUUAAUAAAUAAUCGCAGCUUUAGCCACCGUGGCCACGGGCCACUGGACCGCUGGCUGGCCUAUGUGGGCGGGAGUAAAAAUUUAAUAUUAUCAUUAGCUUCGUCCGGGCUGUGCUGGCUGGUAAAAUCGAUCAGCCCGUUCGGUGGUCCUGGCAGGUGA
Messenger RNA from Anopheles marshallii, 945 nucleotides. Its product is annotated as protein sidekick-1-like. The coding region runs from base 1 to 945 and encodes 314 amino acids. The record is from RefSeq and is a predicted model, not a curated record. Gene Ontology annotation, cellular component: neuron projection membrane. Gene Ontology annotation, biological process: synapse organization. Lineage: Eukaryota; Metazoa; Arthropoda; Insecta; Diptera; Culicidae. The transcript has 5 exons.